AAUCUUAUCUCUCGCCCCCUCUCUCUCUCUCUAUCAGCCCCCUUCUUUUUCUCUCUCUAUCUUCUCUCAGCAUCUCUCUCUCCCUCUUUCUCUCUGACAUUCUCUUUCACUGUCUCCCAAAGUUCAACUCUUUCUCUCUCCCUGUCACUGAAUUUCUGCUUUUUCUGGGUGAAAAAACUCAUAUUCAUUUCCCCUGCAACUAAGACACUUUUUGAAUCGCUUCAAAUAGCAGACGUCUCUCCCAUGGUGAUCGCUCACCCCUCUACAGAUUUCCUCUUCUAGGGUUUCUUUUCGCCUUCUUCAUCUCAAUCCAUGGCCAACGACUAUUCCGAGAAGCAGAGGCGGCUUCAGAGGCUGCGAUGCUCCGUCCAGAACUACGAGUGGGGCAGAAUCGGCCGCGAAUCGCAGGCCGCGAGGCUCUACUCGCUGAACUAUCCCGCCGCCGCCGUCGAACCGGACGAGCCUUAUGCCGAGUUCUGGAUGGGCACCCACGAGUCCGGGCCUUCCUUUGUACUUGCGGACCGCGACAGCAAUGGCGUCUCCGUUGGUACCGAGUGUGCGACUCUUAAGUCGUGGAUUUCGCAGAACCCCGAUGUGCUUGGGGAGAAGGUUCUGAAGAAGUGGGGUGGUGAUCUUCCUUUCUUGUUCAAGGUACUUUCAGUCGCAAAAGCUUUGUCAAUACAGGCUCAUCCCGAUAAGGAAUUAGCAAGAGUUUUGCAUAAGUCGCUACCAAAUAUUUAUAAAGAUGAUAAUCACAAGCCUGAGAUGGCUUUGGCAUUAACAUAUUUUGAAGCCCUAUGUGGAUUUGUGAGCCUCGAGGAACUUAAGGCUGUGCUUCAAAAUGUUCCUGAGAUUGUAGAUUUAGUUGGGACUGCAGAUGCAAAUCAAGUUUUACUUGUUAAUGAGCAAGAUGGGAAGGACAAAGUAAAAGCUGUUCUACAAUCUAUCUUUACACAACUCAUGUCGGCUAGAAAAGAUGUGAUUUCUGAAGCAGUUUCAAAGCUGAAAAGUCGUUUGAGCAUGGAGAAAAAGUUAAGACAGUUAACUGAUAAGGAACAAUUGGUGUUGCGGCUGGAAAAGCAGUAUCCUGCUGAUGUGGGUGUCAUAUCAGCCUUCUUUUUGAACUAUGUGAAGCUUAAUGCUGGUGAAGCUUUGUAUCUAGGAGCAAAUGAACCUCAUGCAUAUGUAAAUGGUGAUUGUGUUGAAUGCAUGGCAACUUCUGACAAUGUUGUGCGUGCUGGCCUUACUCCAAAGCACCGAGACGUUCCAACUCUCUGCUCCAUGCUGACAUAUAAACAGGGAUUUCCCGAAAUCCUGCGAGGAGUACCUCUAAAUGCAUACAUCAGGAGGUACCUCCCCCCUUUCGAUGAAUUUGAGGUUGAUCGUUGCAUUCUUCCUCAAGGGGCUGCUACUGUUUUCCCAGCCUUUCCAGGCCCCUCCAUUUUUCUGAUCACAGUUGGUCGUGGUAUAAUGCAUACAAUUGCUUCAGAAUACGUAGUUAGCGAGGGUGAUGUCUUAUUUGCACCCGCCAAUAUUGAGAUUAGGGUAGUAGCAUCUGCAUCAGAGUUGCAGCUGUACAGAGCUGGAGUGAAUAGCAACUUUUUUGAGCCUUCACAGUGAAAUGCAGCAGGUUACUUCAGCUUUAGGACGAGUGAAUAAUUGCUUAUUUUACACGGUUCCCAUGUCAUGCCUGCCACUGUUUAUGGAUCUUUUAUAUUUUAUGUAUUUUAAUGUAACAUCAGUACUGACAUUGUAAACGGACUGGUGAUGAUAUAUUGUAAGAUUCAUAAGAAUGAGAGUUGCCCUGUUCUGGAAGAAUAAAUGUCUCAGUUUUCCA
Malania oleifera is the source of this 1837-nucleotide messenger RNA. Its product is annotated as mannose-6-phosphate isomerase 2-like. NCBI's taxonomy places the organism in Eukaryota, Viridiplantae, Streptophyta, Magnoliopsida, Santalales, Ximeniaceae. Gene Ontology annotation, biological process: carbohydrate metabolic process; GDP-mannose biosynthetic process. The coding region runs from base 313 to 1620 and encodes 435 amino acids. The record is from RefSeq and is a predicted model, not a curated record. The transcript is spliced from 5 exons. Gene Ontology annotation, molecular function: mannose-6-phosphate isomerase activity; zinc ion binding. Gene Ontology annotation, cellular component: cytosol.